AUGCAUUCUUUGAAUUUUAUUUGUGUAGAAGAAAUUGAGGAAGAAUCUGAAACAACAAUUGAGGCGGACUUGACUGAUAAACAGAAACAUCAGUUGAAACAUAGAGAGCUCUUUUUGUCACGCCAGUAUGAAUCUCUGCCUGCAACACAUAUCAGGGGAAAAUGCAGUGUUGCCCUUCUGAAUGAGACAGAGUCAGUAUUGUCAUAUCUUGAUAAAGAGGAUACCUUUUUCUAUUCAUUGGUCUACGACCCUUCAGUGAAAACACUAUUAGCUGACAAAGGUGAAAUCAGAGUGGGACCUAGAUAUCAAGCAGACAUUCCAGAAAUGCUCUUAGAAGGAGAAUCCGAUGAGAGGGAACAGUCCAAAUUGGAAGUUAAAGUCUGGGAUCCAAAUAGCCCACUUACAGAUCGACAGAUUGACCAGUUUUUAGUUGUAGCACGUGCUGUUGGGACGUUUGCUCGAGCCCUUGAUUGCAGCAGUUCUGUGAGGCAGCCUAGUUUGCAUAUGAGCGCAGCUGCAGCUUCUCGAGACAUCACCCUGUUUCAUGCUAUGGAUACAUUGUAUAGGCACAGCUAUGAUUUAAGCAGUGCAAUUAGUGUCUUAGUACCACUUGGAGGGCCUGUUUUAUGCAGAGAUGAAAUGGAAGAGUGGUCAGCUUCUGAAGCUAGUUUAUUUGAAGAGGCACUGGAAAAAUAUGGCAAAGACUUCAAUGACAUACGUCAAGACUUUCUCCCUUGGAAAUCAUUGACUAGCAUCAUUGAAUAUUAUUACAUGUGGAAAACUACUGACCGAUAUGUGCAGCAGAAACGUCUAAAGGCAGCAGAAGCUGAGAGUAAACUGAAACAAGUGUAUAUCCCAACUUACAGCAAACCAAAUCCCAACCAAAUAUCCGCCAGCAAUGGCAAACCUGGUGCCGUGAAUGGAGCCGUGGGGACCACAUUCCAGCCACAGAACCCCCUCCUAGGGCGAGCCUGUGAGAGCUGCUACGCUACACAGUCUCAUCAGUGGUAUUCUUGGGGCCCACCUAAUAUGCAGUGUAGAUUGUGUGCAACCUGUUGGCUCUAUUGGAAAAAAUAUGGAGGCCUGAAAAUGCCCACCCAGUCAGAAGAAGAGAAGUUAUCUCCCAGCCCAACUACAGAGGACCCUCGUGUCAGGAGUCAUGUGUCUCGCCAGGCCAUGCAGGGGAUGCCAGUUCGAAACACUGGGAGCCCCAAGUCUGCAGUGAAGACCCGCCAAGCUUUCUUCCUUCACACUACAUAUUUCACAAAAUUUGCUCGUCAGGUCUGCAAAAAUACCCUUCGGCUGCGGCAGGCAGCAAGACGGCCGUUUGUUCCUAUUAAUUAUGCUGCCAUUAGGGCAGAAUAUGCAGACAGACAUGCCGAACUAUCUGGAAGCCCACUGAAAAGCAAAAGCACUAGGAAACCUUUGGCAUGUAUCAUUGGGUACUUAGAGAUCCAUCCUUCGAAGAAACCUAAUGUCAUUCGAUCUACACCAAGCCUGCAAACCCCCACUACCAAGCGGAUGCUAACCACCCCAAAUCACACGUCUCUGAGCAUUUUGGGGAAAAGGAACUACAGUCAUCACAAUGGCCUGGAUGGACCUCCUCCUGUAUUUCCAGCUGUAUUGGCAGCCUCAAACUCUGAACUCUCCCUGAUUGUUCAGCCCGCUUAG
Molecule: messenger RNA, 1671 nt
Organism: Puma concolor (puma)
Lineage: Eukaryota; Metazoa; Chordata; Mammalia; Carnivora; Felidae
Source: RefSeq, a predicted model, not a curated record